UCAAGACCUCUUACAGACUCCUCAUAAAGCACACAGCAGCAAUUGCUGUAGAGAGAAAGAAGCAGACACACAUGCAACACAUUCAGCCUAAUUGUUGAUAUCCUGCAGAAGGUGCAAAAUGGCAGCAGCCAGAGUAACAAUGGCAGCAUCAAGGACAACAAACGGAGAGCUGGAGGACUACAGUGCUUAUGCACACAUGUCUGAAGAACAGCUGUUGCAGUUAGCUAUUGAACGAAGCCUGGCUGAAACAAAUUUAUCUCCAUGGCAGAAUCGACAAGUGCAGGCCCACACACAGCCAGCUGUCCCCAAAGGUGCGCAAAGACCUACAGCCAACCCUAAUUCAGCCAACCCACCCAGUGAAAUUAAGAAAACAAUGAUCGACAGAGAUGUUCAAGAUCAUAUGUUUAGUAAAGACAGCGAUAAGGUGAUUGCAUGGACAAGACACAAUGGACACCUGCGGGUCACAGUGCAAACUGUAAAUGAUUUGGACCCCUUUCUCUCAGCUAUUUGGAAAGGAGAUGCAAAGACAUUACAAGAGCUUGUUCAUAGCAAAUCUAAAAAUCUUGAAGAGCCCAAUAAAGAUGGCUGGAUACCGCUUCAUGAAUGUGCAUGCAACGGCCAUGUGGAGUGUCUUAAGGUUUUGCUCAAAGCCAAACCAAAUACAAUCAACAAAAGGACACACAGAAAUCAGACCCCGCUCAUUCUGGCUGUGAGUCGCAAGCAUAUUGCUGUUGUCGAGCAUCUUUUGGAGGAAGGAGCUGAUCCAAACAUUGCAAAUAACCAGUGGGAGACCCCAUUGUACAAAGCAUGUGAGAAAGCUAAUGAAGAGAUAGUGGAGCUUCUUUUGAGAUUUGGAGCUACACCAACCAAAGCCUGCGUCCAAGGGGGAACUCCACUACAUGAAGCAGUGAGGAACAAAAUGUUGGAGAGUUGUAGGAUGUUGAUACACGCAGGGGCAAAGCUGUGGGCCCAAAAUGUUUAUGGGAUUGACUCUUUGUUUACAGCUGCUCAGUGUAACGCUGUCGAUGUGCUUAACUACCUAAUACAUAAAGGAGGUAAUAUCAAUACCAAGGCUAAUGAUGAUGCAACAGCCCUGUUUGAGGCCUCCAAGAAUGGUCAUGUUGAAGUUGUCAAGAUCCUCCUGUCAAAAAGAGCCGAUGCUAACAAAGCCAACAAAACUGGAUUGCUUCCUAUUCACAUCGCAGCAAAGAAUGGUCAUGACAGCAUUGUCGCCAUGUUAAUUCCUAAAACCAGCACAACCAAAGUGAGACGCUCCGGCAUCAGUCCCCUUCAUUUUGCAGCCGAACGUAACAGAGAUGAUGUUCUAGAAAUACUGAUUGGGGCUGGAUAUGACGUCAAUGCCAUGCUGUCAGACGACUGGUCAAAACUGCAUGAGGAUCGCCGCAGCACAGCUUUAUACUCAGCUGUGGUGAACAGAAACAUUGAGGCCGCCAUUAUGCUUUUAGAAGCUGGUGCUGACCCAAACCUGGACAUAUUCAACCCUCUGCUAGUGGCCGUGAGGAAAGGAAAUAUAGAAAUGGUGAACUUGUUGGUGAAGUACGGUGCCAAUGUAAAUGCCAUGCUGCCAACUCAUCCCACCAGCUUCCCAGCAGCUCUUGUUUUCUGCAUGAGGUACAUUAUGAUGAUGAAGUAUCUGCUGGACAAUGGGUGUGAUGCACUGGCAUGUUUUAAAUGUCAGUAUGGAAGUAAUCCUCAUCCGCCUUUAAAACCAAGACCAACUGGAAGAGAAACAAUGUACUUAUUAAACGAAGAUCCAUCGGACUACUGUGUACAGUUUUGUGAGAUCAUUUCUGCUCCCUCAGUCAGAGGCUGGGUUGGACCCAUUAUUGACACUUUACUUGACUACGUGGGUCACGUUAAACUCUGCUCUAGGUUAACUGAACACCUAGACAGCAACAAAGACUGGGCUCAUGUAAAAGAAAAAGCAGUUCUUCCAUGCACAUUGAUGAAUCUGUGCAGAAUAAAGGUUCGCCAACAACUCGGAGUCCACAGACUGCAGCAAAUCCAUGCUCUUCCUCUACCAGCAAGACUCAACAAAUUCUUGAUUUAUGAACGAGAAUCAUUUGAGGAUAUCCUGUCAUGAAUGCUGUGCCAUUUCUUAUUAUUUACAAAAUAUGUUGUUUUGAAUUAUUUUAGUACAGAUACACGUUUAAGCUGCGGUCACACCACAGUUUGUGUGUGCAAAAUUCUGUUGUACGGCGCUGCGAAAAGGGGCGGGAUUAAACAAGAUGAUUAGACAUUAAAAAAAGUGAGCGAUCGCUCCAUGUUUUAAAUUUCUGUCCAGAGAGGUCCUGUUUUGAUCCUCGAUUGGUCUCACGCAGUCAAGUGAUGCGAUUUCACAGGUCAGAGUUCACCAAGCUUGAACUUUGCACCGCAGCGAACUGUGAAACUUGACGCAUGACCUUGCGUUUCCGGUCUGACGCAUUCCCUUGCGUAUGAAUGGAAGUGUAUGGGAGGAAAGCCCAGUGUGACCGCAGCUUUAGUUAUAAUGAUUUUAAAAGAUGAAUUAAAGGUUUAAAAUCAGGUUUGAAAAUGAAUCCUUUAUUAUUUUCAGUUUGCAUAUAGCUAAUUAUUCUUAAUGCUUAGUGUGUAAAUGUAAAUAAAAUAUUAAAAUGUAUAUAGUAUACAUACUGUAUAAAAGUAGCACGAAAUUGAUAUAAAUGAAGCACUGGCUAUGUAUUUUUAUUUAUAAGGGUGCGAAACCAAAUGUACUGUACUUGCAUUUUAAGAUUUUUUGUAAAUAAUAAUUGGAUUUAACAAUAAUUGAAUAUUUCGGGUAUUAAAACUGCAAGGAGCAAAAUUGUAUGGAAACAAUUUGAUUUUAUAACAAAUGCGAUGGCCUGGAUGUGUAUUACGGUAUAUGUUCAGUCUAUAGCACAUUCAUAUGUUUGCUGUUAUUAGUAAGACACUGACACUAUAAUGUAAAAAUGUAUGUUUGUAGUAAGUAUAAAAACAUUUACUACAUAUAAAAGCUUUCACACACAUUUUGGUCAAAAUAGUUUCUAAUUUAAUGCUGUCCUGAUUAUAUGAUGAUUUAAAACUGACAUUUUAAGCUAAUUUUGUAUGUCAGUAAGCGUGUUGUGUGCCUUAUGAUGUUGAUAUGUUCCUUAUCUUCCACUGUACAUAUGCAGAAAUGUGCAAUAAACUAUUAAAAAUGA
Molecule: messenger RNA, 3179 nt
Organism: Danio aesculapii
Lineage: Eukaryota; Metazoa; Chordata; Actinopteri; Cypriniformes; Danionidae
Gene: asb2a.2
Product: ankyrin repeat and SOCS box containing 2a, tandem duplicate 2
Exons: 10
Coding region: 119-2104 (661 amino acids)
Biological process (GO): intracellular signal transduction
Molecular function (GO): protein binding
Source: RefSeq, a predicted model, not a curated record